Messenger RNA from Ochotona princeps (American pika), 12932 nucleotides. It is a transcript of the gene ZFHX3, whose product is annotated as zinc finger homeobox 3. The transcript is spliced from 10 exons. The record is from RefSeq and is a predicted model, not a curated record. NCBI's taxonomy places the organism in Eukaryota, Metazoa, Chordata, Mammalia, Lagomorpha, Ochotonidae. Gene Ontology annotation, cellular component: nucleus. Bases 405 to 11672 code for a protein of 3755 amino acids. Gene Ontology annotation, molecular function: RNA polymerase II cis-regulatory region sequence-specific DNA binding; DNA-binding transcription factor activity, RNA polymerase II-specific; zinc ion binding. Gene Ontology annotation, biological process: regulation of transcription by RNA polymerase II; regulation of neuron differentiation; brain development.
CUGCCGCCGCCGCCGCCGCUUCUCCUCCGUGGCCCCUGCCCGCUCCGGGGGCUGUAAACUCCCCGCCAACCAUGCUGCUCGGCGGCAGCGGCGGCGGCGGCUCCGGCUCCCCGGCUGCGGCCGCCUCCCGCCCCGGGCUCCGCCGAGCGCGCUCCAGCUCCGCCGCCGCCGCCGCCAGCAGCGCGUCCUCCGCCGACCCCCGCCAGCCGCCGCUGCCGCUGCUGCCGCUGCUGCCGCUGCCUUGAUGGGCUCCGCGGCCCGAGCGCCUCUUUUCGGGAUUAAAAGCGCCGCCAGCUCCCGCCGCCGCCGCCGUCGCCAGCAGCGCCGCUGCAGCCGCCGCCGCCGGAGAAGCAACCGCGUCCGAUCCGUACUGGGUGCAAUGAAAACUCCACGCAGGCCUUACCAUGGAAGGCUGUGACUCGCCCGUCGUCUCGGGGAAGGACAAUGGGUGCGGGAUCCCUCCGCACCAGCAAUGGACUGAACUCCACAGCGCCCACCUCCCCGACAAACCCGGUAGCAUGGAGCAGCCCGCGGGCGACAGCCACGGGCCCUUGGACGGCCUGAGGGCCCCCUUCCCUGAGCACCUGGCGGACAGCGCUGGCCCGACCGGGCCUCCCGUCGCUGCUGCCGCCGCCGCUGCCGCCGCCACCGCCGAGCCCGCCAGCACGGAGGUCAGCUGCAGCGAGUGCUCGGCCUCCUUCAGCAGCUUGCAGACCUACAUGGAGCACCACUGCCCCAGCGCACGGCCCACGGCCGCGCCCCUGCGCGAGGAGAGUGCCAGCGACACCAGCGAGGAGGGCGAGGAGGAGAGCGACGUGGAGAACCUGGCGGGGGAGAUCGUGUACCAGCCCGACGGCUCGGCCUACAUUGUGGAGAGCCUGAGCCAGCUGGCCCCGGGCAUGGGCGCCUUGGCGGCGGGCGGCGGCGGUGGGGGCGCGGGGGGCGGCAGCGGGCCCUUACCUGCGGUGGCAGCAUCGUCCUCGUCGGGGGGCUCGGCGUCGUCACCGCCACCGCCGUCGCUUUUCCUGAACUCGCUGCCCGGGGCGGGGGGCAAGCCCGGGGAGCCGCCGUCUUCGUGUGCCACCGCCCCCGCCGCCGCCCCCGUGUACCCGCAGAUCAUCAACACUUUCCACAUAGCCUCAUCCUUCGGGAAAUGGUUUGAGGGCCCAGACCCAGCGUUCCCGAAUACCUCAGCCCUGGCGGGGCUCAGCCCCGUCCUGCACAGCUUCCGCGUUUUCGACGUGCGACACAAAAGCAACAAGGAUUACCUGAACAGCGACGGCUCCGCCAAGAGCUCCUGCGUAUCCAAAGAUGUCCCCAACAAUGUGGACCUGUCCAAGUUCGACGGCUUCGUGCUCUACGGCAAGAGGAAGCCCAUCCUCAUGUGCUUCCUGUGCAAGCUCUCCUUCGGGUACGUCCGUUCGUUUGUCACCCACGCGGUGCACGACCACCGCAUGACCCUGAGCGAAGACGAGCGGAAGAUUCUUAGCAAUAAGAACAUCUCCGCCAUCAUCCAAGGGAUCGGCAAAGACAAGGAGCCCCUCGUAAGUUUUCUGGAACCAAAAAACAAAAACUUUCAACACCCCUUAGUUUCCACAGCUAACCUCAUAGGCCCCGGACACAGUUUCUAUGGUAAAUUCAGUGGCAUUCGCAUGGAAGGGGAGGAGGCCCUCCCGGCCCCUGGCACCGCCACGCCUGCCGCUGCCCCCACUGGCAGCCCAGAGCAGCCCCAGGCCGGCCUCUUGAACCCCGGCACCCUCUUGAACCUUGGCGGGCUCACCAGCUCGGUCCUGAAGACCCCCAUUACCUCAGUCCCCCUGGGGCCUCUGGCUUCCAGUCCUACCAAAUCCUCAGAGAGCAAGGACUCCGGGGCAGCCGAAGGGGAGAAGCAAGACGCAGCUGACGCGGAUUGCUUCUCCGAGAAGGCAGAGCAGGCCGAGGAGGAGGCCGAGGAGGAGGAGGAGGAAGAGGCGGAGGAAGAAGAGGAGGAAGAGGAGGAAGAGGAAGAGGAGGAAGAGGAGGAUGAGGAGGGUUGCAAAGGACUGUUUCCAAGCGAGUUGGACGAUGAGCUGGAGGACAGGCCCCACGAGGAGUCUGGAGCCGCGGCAGGUGGUAGCAGCAAAAAGGACCUCGCUCUCUCAAACCAAAGCAUUUCUAACUCCCCCCUAAUGCCUAACGUGCUCCAGACCCUGUCGAGGGGCACGGCUUCUACUAGUUCUAAUUCUGCUUCUUCCUUUGUUGUCUUUGAUGGUGCGAACAGGAGGAAUCGUUUAAGCUUUAACAGUGAGGGCGUCAGGGCCAAUGUGGCAGAGGGCGGCAGGAGGCUGGACUUCGCUGACGAAAGUGCCAAUAAAGACAAUGCCACAGCACCAGAACCAAAUGAGAGCACAGAGGGCGAGGAUGGGGGCUUUGCCCCCCAUCACCAGCACGCUGGCUCCCUCUGCGAGCUCGGGGUCGGGGAGUGCCCCUCGGGGAGCGGUGUGGAAUGCCCCAAGUGUGACACGGUCCUGGGCUCCUCCCGCUCGCUGGGUGGCCACAUGACCAUGAUGCAUUCUCGUAACUCGUGUAAGACACUCAAGUGCCCCAAGUGCAACUGGCACUAUAAGUACCAGCAGACGCUGGAGGCACACAUGAAGGAAAAGCACCCCGAGCCAGGGGGCUCCUGUGUCUACUGUAAGAGCGGGCAGCCCCAUCCCCGGCUGGCGCGAGGCGAGAGCUACACAUGUGGUUACAAGCCUUUCCGCUGCGAGGUGUGUAACUACUCUACAACUACCAAAGGCAACCUCAGUAUUCAUAUGCAGUCCGACAAGCAUCUCAACAACAUGCAGAACCUGCAGAACGGAGGGGGCGAGCAGGUGUUCAGCCACACAGCCGGGGCGGCGGCCGCAGCUGCGGCUGCAGCAGCGGCCGCUGCCAACAUCAGCAGCUCCUGUGGGGCCCCCUCGCCCACCAAACCAAAAACCAAACCCACCUGGCGCUGUGAGGUGUGUGACUACGAGACCAACGUGGCCAGGAACCUGCGCAUCCACAUGACCAGCGAGAAGCACAUGCACAACAUGAUGCUGCUGCAGCAGAACAUGACGCAGAUCCAGCACAACCGGCACCUGGGCCUGGGCAGCCUGCCCUCGCCCGCCGAGGCCGAGCUCUACCAGUACUACCUGGCCCAGAACAUGAACCUGCCCAACCUGAAGAUGGACAGUGCCACCUCCGAUGCCCCGUUCAUGAUGAGUGGAUUCCAGCUGGAUCCCACUGGGCCCAUGGCUGCCAUGACACCUGCUCUAGUGGGCGGUGAGAUCCCUCUAGACAUGCGGCUCGGGGGCGGACAGCUGGUGUCGGAGGAGCUGAUGAACCUGGGAGAGAGCUUCAUCCAGACCAAUGACCCAUCACUGAAGCUCUUCCAGUGCGCCGUGUGCAACAAGUUCACGACGGACAACCUGGACAUGCUGGGGCUACACAUGAAUGUGGAACGCAGCCUCUCAGAGGACGAAUGGAAGGCUGUGAUGGGAGACUCUUACCAGUGCAAGCUCUGCCGCUACAACACCCAGCUCAAGGCCAACUUCCAGCUGCACUGCAAGACGGACAAGCACGUACAGAAAUACCAGCUGGUUGCCCACAUCAAGGAGGGUGGCAAGGCCAAUGAGUGGAGGCUCAAGUGCGUGGCCAUUGGCAACCCCGUGCACCUCAAGUGCAACGCCUGUGACUACUACACCAACAGCCUGGAGAAGCUGCGGCUGCACACGGUCAACUCCAGGCAUGAGGCCAGCCUCAAGCUGUACAAGCACCUGCAGCAGCACGAGAGCGGCGUGGAGGGCGAGAGCUGCUACUACCACUGCGUCCUGUGCAACUACUCGACCAAGGCCAAGCUCAACCUCAUCCAGCAUGUGCGCUCCAUGAAGCACCAGCGCAGCGAGAGCCUGCGGAAACUGCAGCGGCUGCAGAAGGGCCUUCCGGAGGAGGACGAGGACCUGGGCCAGAUCUUCACCAUCCGCAGGUGCCCCUCCACCGACCCAGAAGAAGCCAUUGAAGAUGUUGAAGGGCCCAGUGAGACACCUGCCGACCCAGAGGAGCUUGCUAAAGACCAGGAGAGCGGAGGCGAGAAAGACCAGAGCAAGUGGACAGCAUCGUCCAGCCCAGCAGAGAAGGAGCUGACAGAUACUCCUGCCACCUCCAAACGCAUCUCCUUCCCAGGUAGCUCGGAGUCUCCCCUCUCUUCAAAGCGACCGAAAACAUCAGAGGAGAUCAAACCGGAGCAGAUGUACCAGUGCCCCUACUGCAAGUACAGCAACGCCGACGUGAACCGGCUGCGAGUGCACGCCAUGACCCAGCACUCGGUGCAGCCCAUGCUGCGCUGCCCCCUGUGCCAGGACACGCUCAACAACAAGAUCCAUCUGCAGCUGCACCUCACCCACCUCCACAGCGUGGCGCCCGACUGUGUGGAGAAGCUGAUCAUGACGGUGACCACUCCCGAGAUGGUGAUGCCCAGCAGCAUGUUCCUGCCUGCAGCCGGCCCAGACCGGGAUGGGAGCUCCAAUCUGGAAGAGGCAGGAAAGCAUCCUGAAACCUCAGAGGAUCUGGGGAAGAGCAUCUUGCCAUCUGUGAGCACAGAGCACAGUGGAGACUUGAAGCCUGCUCCUGCGGAGCCCAGCUCUGGGAGAGAAGACUCAGGCUUCCUGUGCUGGAAGAAGGGGUGCAACCAGGUUUUCAAGACCUCUGCCGCCCUUCAGGCACAUUUCACCGAGGUGCACGCCAAGAGGCCCCAGCUGCCCGUGUCCGAUCGCCACGUGUACAAAUAUCGCUGCAACCAGUGCAGCCUGGCGUUCAAGACCAUCGAGAAGCUGCAGCUCCACUCGCAGUACCACGUGAUCAGAGCCGCCACCAUGUGCUGUCUUUGUCAGCGCAGUUUUAGAACUUUCCAGGCUUUGAAAAAGCACCUUGAGACAAGCCACCUGGAGUUGAGCGAGGCUGACAUACAGCAACUUUACGGUGGCCUUCUGGCCAACGGGGACCUCCUGGCAAUGGGAGACCCCACCCUGGCAGAGGACCACACCAUCAUCGUUGAGGAAGACAGAGAGGAAGAGAGUGACCUGGAUGGCAAACAGAGCCCGACGGGCAGUGACUCUGGGUCGGUCCAAGAAGACUCGGGCUCAGAGCCAAAGAGAGCACUACCUUUCAGAAAAGGCCCCAAUUUUACGAUGGAAAAAUUUCUAGAUCCUUCUCGCCCUUACAAAUGUACUGUGUGCAAGGAAUCUUUCACUCAAAAGAAUAUUCUGCUAGUGCACUACAACUCUGUCUCCCACCUACAUAAGUUAAAGAGAGCCCUUCAAGAAUCGGCAACUGGGCAGCCGGAGCCCACAAGCAGCCCGGACAACAAACCUUUUAAGUGUAAUACUUGUAACGUGGCCUACAGCCAGAGUUCCACUCUGGAGAUCCACAUGAGGUCUGUACUGCAUCAAACCAAGGCCCGGGCGGCCAAGCUGGAGGCCGCCAGCGGCAGCGGCAACAGCAGCGCUGUCUCCCUCAGCUCCUCCGCACCCAGCCCCGUGAGCACCAGCGGCAGUAACACCUUUACCACCACCAAUUCAGGCAGCGCUGGCAUCGCUCAGAGCUCCAACCUACUGAGCCAAGUGCCCCCGGAAAGCGUGGGGAUGCCGGCCCUGGGGAAUCCCCUCGGGGCCACCCUUGCUUCAACAUCAGAGCCCAAGGAGGCCAACCGGAAGAAGCUGGCAGAUAUGAUUGCCUCCAGGCAGCAGCAGCAGCAGCAGCAGCAGCAGCAGCAGCAGCAGCAGCAGCAGCAACAACAGCAAGCACAGACCCUGGCUCAGGCCCAGGCCCAGGCCCAAGCCCAAGUUCAAGCUCACUUGCAACAGGAGCUGCAGCAGCAGGCCGCCCUUAUCCAGUCUCAGCUGUUUAAUCCCACUCUCCUCCCUCACUUCCCCAUGACCACCGAGACCCUGCUGCAGCUGCAGCAGCAGCACCUGCUCUUCCCGUUCUACAUUCCCAGUGCCGAGUUCCAGCUCAACCCCGAGGCGAGCCUGCCGGUGACCAGUGGGGCGCUGACGCUGACGGGCAGUGGCCCAGGCCUGCUGGAGGAUCUGAAGGCCCAGGUUCAGGUCCCGCAGCAGAGCCACCAGCCCAUCCUGCAGCAACAGCAGCAGCAGCAAAGCCAGCUCUCUCUGUCCCAGAGUCACUCUGCCCUCCUGCAGCCAAGCCAACAUCCUGAAAAGAAAAACAAACUGGCCAUCAAGGAAAAGGAGAAAGAGUGCCAGAGAGAGAGGGAUGGCGCUGAGGGAGGGGAGGGCAACGCGGGAGCAAAGGACUCGCUGCCAGAUGCUUUGAAGGUCAAAGAGAAGAAAGAGCCCGUGCCAGGGGCCAGUUCCGAGCCUUCCAUGCUGCCUCCACGCAUCGCCUCGGAUGCCAGAGGGAAUGCCACCAAGGCCUUGCUGGAGAACUUUGGCUUUGAACUGGUAAUUCAGUACAAUGAGAACAAGCAGAAGGUGCAGAAGAAGAAUGGGAAGACAGAGCAGGGAGAGAACCUGGAAAAGCUGGAGUGCGACUCCUGUGGCAAGCUGUUUUCUAACAUCUUGAUCUUGAAGAGUCAUCAAGAGCAUGUUCAUCAAAACUACUUUCCCUUCAAACAGCUCGAGAGGUUUGCCAAGCAGUACAGAGAGCACUAUGAUAAACUGUACCCCUUGAGGCCCCAGACCCCGGAGCCACCCCCUCCUCCCCCGCCGCCCCCGCCGCCCCCGCUCCCUGCAGCGCCCCCUCAACCCCCCACCACGCCAGCCAUUCCCGUCUCGGCCCCGCCCAUCACCUCCCCCACCAUGGCCACGGCCCAGCCGUCGGUGCCGCUCACCCAGCUCUCCAUGCCCAUGGAGCUGCCCAUGUUCUCGCCACUCAUGAUGCAGACCCUGCCACUGCAGACCCUGCCGGCCCAGCUGCCCCCUCAGCUGGGGCCUGUGGAGCCUCUGCCUGCGGACCUGGCCCAGCUGUACCAGCAUCAGCUCAACCCCACCCUGCUCCAACAGCAGAACAAGCGGCCCCGCACCCGGAUCACCGACGACCAGCUCCGCGUGCUGCGGCAGUAUUUUGACAUUAACAACUCACCCAGCGAGGAGCAGAUCAAAGAGAUGGCAGAUAAGUCUGGCCUGCCCCAGAAAGUGAUCAAGCACUGGUUCAGGAACACGCUCUUCAAGGAGCGGCAGCGCAACAAGGACUCCCCGUACAACUUCAGCAACCCUCCCAUCACCAGCCUCGAGGAGCUCAAGAUCGACUCGCGGCCCCCCUCGCCGGAGCCGCAGAAGCAGGAGUACUGGGGAAGCAAGAGGUCGUCGAGGACCAGGUUUACCGACUACCAGCUCCGAGUGCUCCAGGACUUCUUUGAUGCCAACGCCUACCCCAAGGACGAUGAGUUUGAGCAGCUCUCCAAUCUGCUGAACCUUCCAACUCGAGUCAUAGUGGUGUGGUUUCAGAAUGCCCGCCAGAAGGCCCGGAAAAAUUAUGAGAACCAGGGAGAGGGCAAAGAUGGCGAGCGGCGGGAGCUUACAAACGACAGGUACAUUCGCACGAGCAACUUGAACUACCAGUGCAAAAAAUGUAGCCUGGUGUUUCAGCGCAUCUUUGAUCUCAUCAAGCACCAGAAGAAGCUGUGCUACAAGGACGAGGAUGAGGAGGGGCAGGAUGACAGUCAAAAUGAAGAUUCCAUGGACGCCAUGGAAAUCCUGACGCCCACCAGCUCGUCCUGCAGCACCCCGAUGCCCUCACAGGCCUACAGCGCCCCAGCACCAUCUGCCAACCCAGCUCCUCCUGCUUUCCUGCCACUCACAGCCGAGGCCGACGAACUGGCCACCUUCAACUCCAAAGCAGAGGCGAGUGAUGAGAAACCAAAGCUGGCUGAACCUCCCAGCGCACAGCCAAACCAAACCCAAGAAAAGCAAGGACAGCCAAAGGCAGAGCUGCAGCAGCAGGAGCAGCCGGAGCCGAAGACCACCGCGCCCCCGCCGAAGCUCCCGCAGCUGCCCUCCACGCCUGCCUUGCCGCAGCCUCCUCCGCAAGCGCCCCCUCCUCAGUGCCCCUUGCCCCAGUCAAGCCCCAGUCCUUCUCAGCUCUCCCACCUGCCCCUCAAGCCCCUCCAUACAUCAACUCCUCAACAGCUGGCAAACCUACCUCCUCAGCUCAUCCCCUACCAGUGUGACCAGUGUAAGCUGGCGUUUCCAUCAUUUGAGCACUGGCAGGAGCAUCAGCAGCUGCACUUCCUGAGCGCGCAGAACCAGUUCAUCCACCCCCAGUUUCUGGACAGGUCGCUGGACAUGCCUUUCAUGCUCUUUGAUCCCAGUAACCCACUCCUGGCCAGCCAGCUGCUCUCUGGGGCCAUCCCUCAGAUUCCAGUGAGCUCAGCCACUUCUCCUUCCACUCCAACCUCCACGAUGAACACGCUCAAGAGGAAGUUGGAGGAGAAGGCCAGUGCAAGCCCUGGGGAAAACGACAGUGGGACGGGGGGCGAGGAGCCGCAGAGGGACAAGCGCCUGAGGACGACCAUCACACCUGAGCAGCUGGAGAUUCUCUACCAGAAGUACCUGCUGGACUCCAAUCCAACCCGAAAGAUGUUGGACCACAUCGCACACGAAGUGGGCUUGAAGAAACGCGUGGUGCAGGUCUGGUUUCAGAACACCCGGGCUCGGGAGAGGAAGGGACAGUUCCGGGCCGUGGGCCCGGCGCAGGCCCACAGGAGGUGCCCUUUUUGCAGAGCACUCUUCAAGGCCAAGACAGCCCUUGAGGCUCACAUCCGGUCCCGUCACUGGCACGAAGCCAAGAGAGCCGGCUACAACCUAACUCUGUCUGCAAUGCUCUUGGACUGUGAUGGCGGACUCCAGAUGAAAGGGGAUAUUUUUGAUGGAACUAGCUUUCCCCACCUACCCCCGAGCAGCAGUGACAGUCAGGGUGUACCCCUCUCACCUGUGAGUAAAACCAUGGAGCUGUCGCCCAGAACCCUCCUUAGCCCUUCCUCCAUCAAGGUGGAGGGGAUUGAAGACUUUGAAAGCCCUUCCAUGUCCUCAGUUAAUCUAAACUUUGACCAAACCAAACUGGACAAUGACGACUGCUCCUCUGUCAACACGGCCAUCACGGACACCACGACUGGGGAUGAGGGCAAUGCCGACAACGACAGUGCGACAGGGAUAGCAACCGAAACCAAAUCUUCUGCCGCGCCCAAUGAAGGGCUGACCAAAGCAGCCAUGAUGGCGAUGUCCGAGUACGAAGAUCGGCUCUCAUCUGGCCUGGUCAGCCCAGCCCCGAGCUUCUACAGCAAGGAGUAUGACAAUGAAGGUACUGUGGACUACAGUGAGACUUCCAGCCUUGCCGACCCCUGCUCCCCAAGUCCUGGAGCCAGUGGGUCUGCAGGCAAGUCCGGUGACGGCGGGGAUCGGCCCGGGCAGAAACGUUUUCGCACUCAGAUGACCAACCUGCAGCUGAAGGUCCUCAAGUCGUGCUUUAAUGACUACAGGACGCCCACUAUGCUGGAGUGUGAGGUCCUGGGCAAUGACAUCGGACUGCCAAAGAGGGUUGUUCAGGUCUGGUUCCAGAAUGCCCGGGCAAAAGAAAAGAAGUCCAAGUUAAGCAUGGCCAAGCAUUUUGGUAUAAACCAAACAAGUUACGAGGGACCCAAGACAGAGUGCACUUUGUGUGGCAUCAAGUACAGCGCUCGACUGUCUGUACGUGACCAUAUCUUUUCCCAACAGCAUAUCUCCAAAGUUAAAGACACCAUUGGAAGUCAGUUGGACAAGGAGAAAGAGUACUUUGACCCAGCCACUGUACGUCAGUUGAUGGCUCAACAGGAGUUGGACCGGAUUAAGAAGGCCAACGAGGUCCUUGGACUGGCAGCUCAGCAGCAAGGGAUGUUUGACAACGCUCCUCUGCAGGCUCUGAACCUUCCCACGGCAUACCCCGCACUCCAGGGCAUCCCUCCCGUGUUGCUCCCUGGCCUCAACAGCCCCUCCCUGCCAGGCUUUACUCCAUCCAACACAGCUUUAACGUCUCCUAAACCGAACCUGAUGGGUCUGCCCAGCACAACAGUUCCUUCCCCUGGCCUCCCCACAUCUGGAUUACCAAAUAAGCCGUCUUCAGCCUCGCUGAGCUCCCCAACCCCAGCACAAGCCACCAUGGCGAUGGCCCCUCAGCCGCACCCCCAGCCCCAGCAGCAGCAGCCAGCCCAAGUCCAGCAGCCUGCCCUGCCUCCUGCAGUCCAGCCGCCACCCGCGCCCCAGCUCCCGCCCCAGCAGCCGCAGCAGCCGCCGCCACGCAAGGACAAAGACUGUGAGAAAGGCAAGGAGAAGGAAAAGGCGCACAAAGGCAAGGGGGAACCUGUGCCUGUCCCCAAGAAGGAGAGGGGCGAGGCCCCCGCGGCGGCGGCCCCACUGGCGGCCCCGCUGCCCGCCAUGGAGUAUGCAGUGGACCCCGCGCAGCUGCAGGCCCUGCAGGCCGCUUUGACUUCCGACCCCACAGCGCUGCUCACGAGCCAGUUCCUUCCUUACUUUGUACCAGGCUUUUCUCCUUAUUACGCCCCCCAGCUCCCCGGCGCCCUGCAGAGCGGGUACCUGCAGCCUAUGUAUGGCAUGGAAGGCCUGUUCCCCUACAGCCCCGCGCUGUCGCAGGCCCUCAUGGGGCUGUCCCCCGGCUCCCUGCUGCAGCAGUACCAGCAAUACCAGCAGAGCCUGCAGGAGGCCAUCCAGCAGCAGCAGCAGCGGCAGCUCCAGCAGCAGCAAAAAGUGCAGCAGCAGCAGCAACAGCAGCAGCCCAAAGCAAGCCAAACCCCAGUCCCCCAGGGGGCUGCUUCCCCAGACAAAGACCCUGCCAAAGAAUCCCCCAAACCAGAAGAGCAGAAAAACGCCCCCCAUGAGGUGUCCCCCCUCCUGCCGAAACCCCCCGACGAGCCAGAAGCAGAAGGCAAAAGUGCGGAUUCCCUCUACGACCCCUUCAUUGUUCCAAAGGUGCAGUACAAGUUGGUCUGCCGCAAGUGCCAGGCGGGCUUCGGCGACGAGGAGGCGGCGCGGAGCCACCUGCAGGCCCUCUGCUUCUUCGGCCAGUCUGUGGCGAACCUGCAAGAGAUGGUGCUCCACGUGCCCACGGGCGGCGGCGGGGGCGGCUCGUACCACUGCCUGGCGUGCGAGAGCGCGCUCUGUGGGGAGGAAGCUCUGAGUCAACAUCUCGAGUCGGCCUUGCACAAACACAGAACAAUCACGAGAGCAGCAAGAAACGCCAAAGAGCACCCUAGUUUAUUACCUCACUCCGCCCGCUUCCCCGACCCUAGCACCGCAUCUACCUCGCAGUCUGCCGCUCACUCAAACGACAGCCCCCCGCCCCCGUCGGCCGCCGCCCCCCCCUCGUCCGCCGCCCCCCACGCCUCCAGGAAGUCUUGGCCGCAAGUGGUCUCCCGGGCUUCGGCCGCGAAGCCCCCUUCUUUUCCUCCUCUCUCCUCAUCUUCAACGGUUACCUCAAGUUCAUGCAGCACCUCAGGGGUUCAGCCCUCGAUGCCAACAGACGACUAUUCGGAGGAGUCUGACACGGAUCUCAGCCAAAAGUCCGACGGACCGGCGAGCCCGGUGGAGGGGCCCAAAGACCCCAGCUGCCCCAAGGACAGUGGUCUGACCAGUGUAGGAACGGACACCUUCAGAUUGUAAGCUUUGAAGAUGAACAAUACAAAUGAAUUUAAAUAAAAAAUUAAUAACAAACCAAUUUCAAAAAUAGACUAACUGCAAUUCCAAAGCUUCUAACCAAAAAAAAAAAAAAAAUAAAUAAAAAUAAAAAAAAUAAAAAUAAAAAAAGGAAAAAAAAAAAAGCGUGGGUUGUUUUCCCAUAUACCUAUCUAUGCCGGUGAGUUCACAUUCUUUUCUUUUAAUAUAUUUAAAAACAACAACAACAAACGCCCUAACCCUGUCGCAUCGUGUCCUUUUGAAGGUACUAUUGGUCUGGGAAACAGAAGUCCGCAGGGCCCUCCCUAAUGUCUUUGGAGCUCCGACCCCUUGUAUAGUCGCCCCCUCCAUAACCGCCCCACGUUGAUAGCACAGAGGAGCCCGGCAUGCACUGUAUGGGAAAGCAGUCCACCUUGACACAGUUUUAAAUUUCUUGCUAUCUUAGCAUUCAGAUACCAAUGGCUUGCUAAAAGAAAAAGAAGAAAUGUAAUGUCUUUUUAUUCUCAGGUCAAUCGCUCACACUUUGUUCUGUUUCCAGAAUCAUUAUUUUUUUUUUCAGUUCUCUUUUGCUUUUUUGUUCCAGAAAAUUUUUGUUGUUUUUGUUGUUAAUUUAAAAAUGGGCAGAAAGUAUUCAAGUAAAACAAUGUGAACUGCUUUAGCUUUCUGGGGAUUUUAAAGGAUAGCUUUUUUGCUGAAGCCAAUUUCAAGGGGAAAAGUUAAGCACUCCCACUAUCAGAAUAAAUAAAUAACCCCCCACACACACAAAGAGUGUUGAGGACUUGUAGCUUAAAAAGUAAGUUUUAAAAACUGACUUUCUGUAUUUAUGAUAGAUAUGACCAUUUUUGGUGUUGAGUAGAUUGUUGCAUUGGAAAUGAAAUGAAGCAGUAUGGUAGAUUUAAAAGGAGAAAAAAAAUCUUUUGUGUACAUUUAGCUUUUUGUAUGGUCCAACUGACAGCUCCUCAUUUGAUGUUGUCUUGUUCAUUCCUAGCAGAUAGAUUGCAAUCCGUUGAUUCGCCUAAACUUUUCUCCCCUUUGUCCCUGAAUUCCGCGUCCUGCUCCUGUCUCCCGCCGCCUGUCCUGUAACCUCCCACCUAAGGUGGCUGCCUUCCUUUCUUAGAGGGUAGCUGCAGAAUUAUUUUAUAAAACUAAAAAAAAAAAAAAAAAAAAAAAAAUUCCAAGGAUUCUAGGGGUCAUUAGGACCCCCCCGAUUAUUUUUGGUUGGGGAGUUGAACCUUCUAGAAGGCAUCC